Molecule: messenger RNA, 3516 nt
Organism: Sebastes umbrosus (honeycomb rockfish)
Lineage: Eukaryota; Metazoa; Chordata; Actinopteri; Perciformes; Sebastidae
Gene: klf3
Product: Kruppel-like factor 3 (basic)
Exons: 6
Coding region: 294-1364 (356 amino acids)
Biological process (GO): regulation of transcription by RNA polymerase II
Molecular function (GO): DNA-binding transcription factor activity, RNA polymerase II-specific; RNA polymerase II cis-regulatory region sequence-specific DNA binding
Source: RefSeq, a predicted model, not a curated record
ACAGCAAUAGUUUCUAAAAGACAAAACCGGAGAGAGACGCACACAGAGACACAGAGACACAGAGAGAGUUUCGUAACUUGGGGAAGUUUUGUGGAGCCAUCGAUCAGUGGAGCAGACUGUUGUUUCUUCUCAUGUCAGUGACACCGAGGAGCUGCGUCACUUUUUCACCGGAGUUAUCUAAUUGAGUUUCUGACACACAGAGAGACAGAGAUAUAGAGGGAUCUUCUGCUGUUCAUUCCUCCUGGAAUAAACUCACAUAUCCUCCAUCUGAGAAGAGCCUGGCCUUUGCAGCCAUGCUGAUGUAUGACUACCCUCUGAAGACAGACAUGGAGACGUCAUUCUACUCUUCGUUAGUGAAAACCCCGGAGCCGUACGGAGUGAUCUUCUCCCAUCCCACCCACAUCUACCACCCCACGCACAUGCACGCCUUCACCCAGCCCCCCCACUCCCCCAGCAACCUCACACACACCCAGCUGGAGCCCGUGGACCUGUCAGUCAGCAAACGUUCCUCCUCCUCCUCUUCCUCCUCCUCUCCUCCCUGCUCCUCCGCCUCCUCCCCGGCCUCCUCGCGAAGCUCCCCGCCGUCCCCCUACAGCACGGCGAGCCGCGCAUCCCCCCGCUGCUCCACACCGCACUCCCAGCUGCGCUCCUCGCCCUCCCAAGCUCUCCCGCCGCCCACUGCCUCACUCCAGUACCCCACCAUGGUGGCUCCUCUGAUCAGCUCGGGAUCCGGAGUCAUCCAGGGGUCAGGGGUCAUGGUGUCUCCGGUCAUGGUGCCUCUGUCUGUCCUCUACCCCUCGCCUCUCCACCUGCAUCAGUCGAUAAUGGUGAGCCAGACUAUCGCCAGCGACGACGACCACCACCAUCGAAGCAGGGAGCACAAGACAGUUCACUGCGGCGACGCCUAUGACCUGCACAAGCCAAUCAAAACAGAGCCGCGCUCCGAGCUCUCUCAUGACCUCCACAGCAGCCACGAGAUGAAAUCAUCAGUCAUCAGGAUACCGCACGAAUACGGGUGUAACAACCCUUCGGUAAUAGUUCACUCGGGCGCCAAGCAUCCUCUCCCUGCCGAGUCUCCUGACACGCUGAAAAAGAGGAGAAUUCACCGCUGCGACUUCAACGGCUGCAACAAAGUGUACACCAAGAGCUCCCACCUCAAAGCACACCGCAGGACACACACCGGUGAGAAACCCUACAAGUGCAUGUGGGAAGGCUGCACGUGGAAGUUCGCCCGUUCAGACGAGCUGACGAGACACUUCCGCAAGCACACAGGAGUCAAACCGUUCCAGUGCCCCGACUGUGAGCGCAGCUUCUCCCGCUCUGACCACCUGGCUUUGCACAAGAAACGCCACCUCCUGGUGUGAAACCCUCUGAAACCGAGCAGCUUGAAAGAAGCCCGGUGCUGGUUUCAACAUUGGACUGUACCACUUUGACUUUGGGGGGGAUUUUUAAAGAGUUGGCCUUACACGUUGGACUCCGACAGGGAGUUGGGGAAAUGUUCCUCAGGGUGCAAGUUUUGACCCUUUCACCUCAUUAGCCUGAAAUUAGCUGGUGUCAGCUUAUUAAUCAUGUAACCGUCACACCAUCCUGCAGAUGUAUCAUCAGCUCCUUUUGACAUUAUAAUAGAAAUAGACCUCUGAUCAGCUGUGGGAGGUCUGGACACUUUUUUAAAAAGAAGCUGCAUCAUCUCAGCUGGCCUGAGAGCAAACAGCAUGCUCAAGCUUCUUUUUUUACAACAUCGGCUCUCAUUUCUCUGCAUGCAUUCAAGUAAAGAUUGUGGACUUAAACACACACAUGUUAUUUGCUAGCGAUGCCAAAAUAAUGUGAAACUCCAGAAUGUAUCAUAUCACACCUACUGUGCAUCCAUCGUGUCAUACAUCCUUCAGCUUUCUUUCAUUAGCGCAGCUACCUGUGACAUAACGCUAAUGCAAACUCCUCAGUCAUGGAUCGCCACAUUAUCAUACCACACACCUCAUCUGCCUCUACUAGCUUAUAUCAUGAAGUGACUUAAAACAAACAAACAGGUAGCUAUUAUUCGCUUUCUCUUUGUACAUACAUGCACAUGUUUAACGGCACACACAGCAAGAAAACAUGCACUUAAUAAAAGCAGCCUCGGUCUGGUGUGCUUUUUGGUAUUUGGGUUGGGAAAAAAAAAGGGGGACACUGGGUCUCGUUCGUUGUCGGAAUGAAGUGUUUUUUUAUGUUUUCAUUCAGAAAUGUGAAAGUUGCUGCACAGGGGCAUUAUUGUGUUAGUGAGGAAAAGACACCACUUGGUUGGUUUAAGGGUAGAAGCAAUGAUAUGUCAAGUUUAUGCAUCUAUAUGAACUAUUGUAUGGUUUGUGAUGUGACACAGUGGUAGCCUUUUUUUAUUGUAUGACACAUUUAUAUGGGAAAAAUACAAAGUGCAAAGCAGGGAUAUUUGCUCUUUCAUUUUUUUUUUUCGGGAGCAGAUGAGUUUUAUUCCAGCCCGCCACACAGGAUAUUUAAUUUGAAAGAAAAUAACAUUUAAUUCAGCAGUUUUCUUAAAGAGGACCUAUUAUGCUUUUUCCCUUUCCUUUAGUGUGUUUCGUAGUUUUUUGUUCAUUUAAAAGUUCUGCAAAGUUACAACGUCCACGCCAAAGGGAGUUUCUCUCCUCCGCAGAAACACUGCUCCUGAACUGCCUGAAACAUCGUGAUUGAAGUCCCGCUUUUUCUUCCGUAACAUGGUGAUGUCACCAAGUAACACAUUUUUGGCACGUCCCCAAACAAAGCCAGUUAGAGCGGAGCUGGAGAAGUACUUUCUUUUUUUUACAUUAAAUCAUGUAAACAUGUUCUAAUAGAAAGUAUGAUCCUGAAAAUAAGCAUAAUAGGUCCUCUUUAAUAGAAGGUCAUAAGAUAUAUUCUUUAACUUCACCAUCACAAUUUUAGAGCACAACGUUUUGUUUUUACAGCUUCUGGAGAAGAAAACCGUUUUGUUCAUAGCGUCUUUGUACAUGUCUCCAAUGUGCACUUUAUAUAAAACAUUCCCAAAGCCAAACAUUUUCUAAUCAAAACAGUUUUUCUAUCAAACAUCUGCUGGUCAGUUUGAUCAGAAACAUUUAACAGCUUUGUCAUUUUCUAAUCAUGUAAUGCCAGAAGAAAAUGUACACACACAAACACACCGAAUGUAGCAGCUCAACUGAUCUGCAUUUUACCCCUGGAUAUUCUUUUGCGGUUUUUGCUUGUACAUGUUUUUAUAUUUCUGCAAAUAUAAGUUGUAAUAUAUAUAUAUUUUAUAAUUGAUUAUUAGACUGAAAGGGCAAUUAAAGGUUUUUAUUAAGCAUGAUUUUGAUACUCUCAUAAUAAUGGAUAUUAUACAUUUCUAUAAUGUUCUGUCUAUAAUAAACCCUAUCUCUUUUUUAAUCUAAACGUUGGCAAUUCAAAGGGAACAUGUUAAACUGUGAACGUAUAACUGUACAGGUCUAUCUGCAAUUUUGCAUUUAUUUUAAGACAGAAUAUUCAUACCACUUAAUAAACUUAUUGAUAAUAUUUGCAAAA